Messenger RNA from Aquila chrysaetos chrysaetos, 2887 nucleotides. RefSeq names its product TLE family member 2, transcriptional corepressor (gene TLE2). Gene Ontology annotation, molecular function: protein binding; transcription corepressor activity. Gene Ontology annotation, biological process: regulation of DNA-templated transcription; negative regulation of canonical Wnt signaling pathway. Gene Ontology annotation, cellular component: transcription regulator complex; nucleus. The record is from RefSeq and is a predicted model, not a curated record. NCBI's taxonomy places the organism in Eukaryota, Metazoa, Chordata, Aves, Accipitriformes, Accipitridae.
GUCGAGGCGAGGGACUCCCGAGGACCCCCGGAGCCCGGCGGGGGGAGCUCCCCCGCCAGGGGCGGGGAGACGGGCGGGGAGCAGGGGCCGGGGAGCGGGGGGGGCCGGGGCGGGGGCCCGGGCCCUCAGGAUGUUCCCGCAGGGACGGCACCCGACCCCCCUCCAGCCCGGGCAGCCCUUCAAGUUCUCGGUCCUGGAAAUCUGCGACCGCAUCAAGGAGGAAUUCCAGUUCCUGCAGGCUCAGUACCACAGCCUGAAGCUGGAAUGUGAGAAGCUGGUGAGUGAGAAGACAGAGAUGCAGAGACAUUAUGUCAUGUACUAUGAGAUGUCGUACGGACUGAACAUUGAAAUGCACAAGCAGGCAGAGAUUGUCAAGAGACUGAGUGCCAUCUGCGCCCAGAUUAUACCCUUUCUGACACAGGAGCACCAGCAGCAGGUCCUGCAGGCUGUGGAGCGGGCCAAGCAGGUGACCAUGGGGGAGCUGAACAGCAUCGUUGGGCAGCAGCAGCUUCAGCAUCUCUCCCACCACGCAUCCCCCAUCCCGCUGACACCCCACCCCUCCAGCAUGCAGCCUUCUAGCCUGAGCGGGGUCAGCGGCACCUCGGGGCUCCUGGCCCUCUCGGGGGCAUUGAUGGCACAGUCUCACCUGGCUGCCAAGGAGGACAGAGUGGCCCAGGAUGGGGAGAACAGAGAGCGCACCCCGAGCCGGGGCAAAGUGUCCAGCCCUUCUGCUGUUACCCUGAGCAGAGCCCAGCGCUUCUGCCCUGGCUGCUGGGGCAGCCCAGUUCCUCUGAGCAUUUCUGCUUCCCCUCCCGAAAGCCUGCAGGAUGAGGAGCGGACGGGAGGCACGGGGCUGAAGCGGAAGCGGGAGGAGAAGGACCUACCUGGGCAUUACGAUAGCGAUGGGGACAAGAGUGACUACAACCUUGUGGUGGAUGAGGACCCCCCCUCGGAGCCUGGCAGCCCUGGCCGUGCACCCAGCAGCCGGCUCCCGCCAGCCCGCCGGGAGAUGCCCGAGAGCCCUGCCUCCAUUGCCUCCAGCCGGAGCACGACGCCCCUCAAGCCGAAGGACCAGAGUCUGACCGACCCUCCAGCCAGCGCUCCCACCUCCAAGCCCGUCACUUCCUCGCCGCCUCGCGACUCCCUCACACCCGGCCCUGGGCCCAGCUCGGCCGCCUUGCUCCGGCAGCCCCCUGCCAAGGCACCUGCCACCGACACCAUCACUCUCCGCAGCCCACUGAGCAUGUCCAGCCCCUACACAUCCUCCUUCGGGAUGGUGCCUCAUGCCACCCUCAAUGGGGAGCUCCCAGCCUCCAGCAUGUACAUGGGCAUCCACCUCUCGCCGCAGGUCAGCAGCGCCAUGAUGUACGGCCGGUCCGCGAUGGUGGCUUUUGAGUCGCACCCUCACCUGAGGGCUUCCACCAUCUCAUCUUCACUCCCCACCAUCCCUGGAGGGAAACCCGCCUAUUCCUUCCACGUCAGUGCCGACGGGCAGAUGCAGCCGGUGCCUUUCCCACCCGAUGCCCUCAUCGGCUCUGGCAUCCCCCGCCACGCUCGGCAGCUUCACACCCUGACCCACGGCGAGGUGGUCUGCGCUGUCACCAUCAGCAAUUCCACGCAGCAUGUCUACACCGGGGGCAAGGGCUGCGUGAAGGUGUGGGAUGUGGGGCAGCCGGGCACCAAGACGGCUGUGGCUCAGCUGGACUGUUUGAACCGCGACAACUACAUCCGCUCCUGCAAGCUGCUGCCUGACGGCCGGAGCCUUAUCGUGGGGGGGGAGGCCAGCACCCUCUCCAUCUGGGACCUGGCAGCCCCAACGCCCCGCAUCAAGGCCGAGCUCACCUCCUCUGCCCCCGCCUGCUAUGCCCUGGCCAUCAGCCCCGACGCCAAAGUCUGCUUCUCCUGCUGCAGCGACGGCAACAUCGUGGUGUGGGACCUGCAGAACCAGACCAUGGUGAGGCAGUUUCAAGGCCACACAGAUGGUGCCAGCUGCAUCGACAUCUCUAACUAUGGCACCAAGCUGUGGACAGGGGGGCUGGACAACACAGUACGGUGCUGGGACCUGCGGGAAGGGCGUCAGCUGCAGCAGCAUGACUUCAGCUCCCAGAUCUUCUCCCUGGGGUACUGCCCAACAGGAGAGUGGCUGGCAGUGGGCAUGGAGAGCAGCAACGUGGAGAUCCUGCAUGUCACCAAACCUGAGAAGUACCAGCUGCACCUCCAUGAAAGCUGCGUCCUCUCCCUCAAAUUCGCCUCCUGCGGGAAGUGGUUCGUGAGCACGGGGAAGGACAACCUGCUGAAUGCCUGGCGGACACCCUACGGAGCCAGCAUCUUCCAGUCUAAAGAGUCCUCAUCUGUGCUGAGCUGUGACAUCUCUGUCAAUGACAAAUUCAUCGUUACGGGCUCUGGCGACAAGAAGGCCACCGUGUACGAGGUGGUGUACUGAGGCCCCGUCAGUCACCAUCCCUCAUCCAUCAGGGAAGGGGUCAGGUAUUGCCAAAAGCCACCGGGGCUAGUGGUGGAGGCCUCCCAUGCUGGGCCAGCCCUCCUGCAGCCCUGCUUUCCCUCCUCCUCCUCUCCUUUCAGCCACCCUCCCAGUUCCUGCCCAGCAUGUUACAGAGGUGAAGGGGAGAGUUGGAGGUGAGCACUUGUCAUGGCCAGGCAUCCCCUGAGGCUGGGCAGUGCAGGGGCUGGUCUGAGCAUCCUACAGCCUGUCUGUUCGUCAGGAUGGCAAGAUGAGGCCAAGAGUGACGGAGAUAGUGUUGCUCCUGAAGUAUUGCUACUGAUUUAAUAGCACCCAUUUUCUGCUGUGAAACAGCUGUAAAUUAUCAGUAAAGAAAUGUAUUUAACUGUGUUUUCAAUCCCUUACUAAUAAAAAAGACCAAAAGAG